Messenger RNA from Rubroshorea leprosula, 1111 nucleotides. The record is from the annotation of a GenBank genome assembly. NCBI's taxonomy places the organism in Eukaryota, Viridiplantae, Streptophyta, Magnoliopsida, Malvales, Dipterocarpaceae.
ACCGGCCGGGCUGAAAUUUUCAUCAUCUUCUCGUUCGUCGAUUGUCCGCCGAUCGUCCGCUGAUCAUCCGCCGACCAUCCGCCGAUCGUCUCUUCCACCGAUCUUCUCGUCCGUCGAUCUGCUUGUCCGCCGAUGGUCCACCGAUCCUCUCUUCCACGAUCGUUCGCCGAUCUUCUCUACCGCCAAUCGUCCGCCGAUCAUCUUUUCCACCGAGCGUCCGUCGAUCCUCUCCUCCGUCGCUGCACUUCUUCUCUUUCGCCGAUCAUCUUCAUCUCCCUCGUCUGUUCUGCUCAAAACGAUAUGUAUCGUAUUCGGGUGAAACCGUGAAGGGAAUGAAGGCCACCACACCAAUGUUUAGCUGUACACUUUGGCAAGGUGUUAAUAUGUACUUGAAGGCCUUUGGUCCUUCACUAAGGCUUUUUGAUGGAGAUAAUAACCAAUCCAUGGGCUUCAUUGUUGAAGAAUUGAAGAAUGCAAAGAAAGAAAUACAAGCACUUUAUAAAAACAAGCAAAAGGGUGUUGAGGAAAUUUAUGGUGAAAAGGAAGGGACUUGGAGGAGAAGGGACACACACGGGAGUUCCCCCUUUGUUGAGCAUAUCUUGCUCCACUCUACUGCUACCGUGUUUGGUGCAACUCUCCCUUCAUUUCAUUUUGCUGUCACCUAUGCAGCUUUCUUUCCAUUUGCUGCCUCUUGUGCAGCUUUGACACCACAGCUCCAACACUCCUCCUUGGUGUUAAAGCUAAGGAUAACAUGACAUUAACCAAGCAUUUGGAGUCUAGCAUUUGUGCAAUUCUUUAUGCUUUGGUUUUGAUUUUUGUUGCUGCUAAAGCAUCUCUUUUAGCAGAUCAACUCCUUCAAUGUUGCAGCUUCAUCUUUCUUGGAUUUGCUGCUUUAACACAUUUUUUUGGAGCUUUGUUGAGCCAUUUUGCUGUCUCGUUGUAGCAAACAUCAUAGCUUUGAUGCCAUUUUUCAGCUUCUUUGUGCUUGGUGUUGGUGAAACCUCCAUCAAAGCCACAUCCAUGAAGAGUUUUCUUGGGAAAACUCAAGACAUAACCAUAGCAAACUUAAAAGAUGGAUGGACAUAUCAUGAAAUGAAACUGAUUUUUUUGU